AUGCCACUCCUUCGACCACGUCGACUGCGUGCUGUGCAAGAGAAUCUCUCUGACCCUGAUACUGACUUCAAUCCAAGAUCAACACGGCAGACUCGUUCCAGAACUGGCCCAUCAUCUGUUACUGUCCUGCGAUCUAGGCCUAACCCAUCUGAAGAUCGCCGCCAAUCUCUCCGAUUGAGGGUAAAUAUGUCCGCAAGCAAAUUGCGAGAGGGUACAGGAGCCCGAUCCCGCCGCUCCGUGAACGUCUUCCAGGAAAACCCAAUCGUCUCCGGGCCACGUACGAGUCGCACCAGAAAGAGGCUUGUGGAGGUCCAAACUUCUGAUGAAGAGGAAGCCGAAGACCCAGAAGAGGAUGACGACGAGGAUGCUCCUGGAGAAGAAGAUGAAGAUGCAGAUGCGGACGGCGAUGUCGACAUGGAUGAAGCUCCGCCUCCACCUGCAAAGCGAAACGCACGAGCGGCUGCUGUUUCAGCCCGCGGUAAAUCCGCAAAAAGCGUCGAAGAAAAAGAAAUGGAGCUAGAAGAGGACGAGGAGGAGGAAGACGAGGAGGAAGUAGAAGAAGAGGAGGAACCUCUUUCAGCUUCGGACUCUGAUGCGUCAGGAGAGCCUGAUGAUCAGGAUGAGAGUGCCGUUCCUGAUAUCAAUGUUGACGAUCUCGACGAAGAAGACGACGAUGACUUGGAUGACGACAUGGACAGUGAUGCCAUGGGUGGCAAGCAAACUAAGCGCCAGCGAGGAAACCUGGGCAAUGAUUUUUUGCAACUCCCGAUGGAACCCCAGGUCAAGAAGCACCUCACUGCGGAAGAGCGAGCCAUGCGCCGGGCUGAGAUGGCUCGACGACGAAAGAACCUGAGUGAAAAGCGAAAUGAGGAAGAAAAGAUGGACACUAUCAACCGUCUCCUCAGAAAGCAGCCUCCCAAACGCCGUGGCCGGGGAGCUGCCGUUGAAGCCACCGAGUCCACCCCGGCAGAGCAAGAGGGCGCCGAACCUGAAAAGGCAGACCCCACUAUGGCUCGUUGGGUUAGCAGUAAUCAGGGCUGCAAGGUUGGUGUGCCAGAGGAAUGGCUCGGGACGCCAACCGGCCGGGUCUUCGGCGAGGCCCUUGCAAAUGGCAGUAACAAAUUGGUGGAGGAACUCUGA
This is a messenger RNA of Penicillium chermesinum, 1140 nucleotides long. RefSeq names its product PAPA-1-like domain-containing protein. Gene Ontology annotation, cellular component: Ino80 complex. Gene Ontology annotation, biological process: chromatin remodeling. NCBI's taxonomy places the organism in Eukaryota, Fungi, Ascomycota, Eurotiomycetes, Eurotiales, Aspergillaceae. The record is from RefSeq and is a predicted model, not a curated record. The coding region runs from base 1 to 1140 and encodes 379 amino acids. The transcript is spliced from 3 exons.